Molecule: messenger RNA, 456 nt
Organism: Mucor velutinosus
Lineage: Eukaryota; Fungi; Mucoromycota; Mucoromycetes; Mucorales; Mucoraceae
Product: Aspartokinase
Exons: 2
Coding region: 1-456 (151 amino acids)
Biological process (GO): translation
Cellular component (GO): nucleolus; ribosome; cytosolic small ribosomal subunit
Molecular function (GO): structural constituent of ribosome; small ribosomal subunit rRNA binding
Source: RefSeq, a predicted model, not a curated record
AUGGGUCGUAUGUAUACUUCUGGUAAGGGUAUCUCUGGUAGUGCCCUCCCCUACCGUCGCACUCCUGCCUCUUGGGUCAAGACUACCCCCGAGGAGGUUGUUGAGCAAAUCUGCAAGAACGCCAAGAAGGGUCUUUCUCCUGCUCAAAUUGGUGUCCUCCUCCGUGACUCCAACGGUAUUCCUCAAGUCAAGUCCAUCACUGGUAACAAGAUUCUCCGUAUUCUCAAGUCCAACGGUCUUGCUCCUGAGGUCCCUGAGGAUUUGUACCAUCUUAUCAAGAAGGCUGUCUCCAUCCGUAAGCAUUUGGAACGUAACAGAAAGGAUAAGGACUCCAAGUACCGUUUGAUUCUCAUCGAAUCUCGUAUCCACCGUCUUGCUCGUUACUACAAGACUGCUGGUCAACUCCCUCCUACCUGGAAAUAUGAGUCUGCCACUGCUUCUGCUAUGGUUGCCUAA